Molecule: messenger RNA, 1374 nt
Organism: Prunus armeniaca (apricot)
Lineage: Eukaryota; Viridiplantae; Streptophyta; Magnoliopsida; Rosales; Rosaceae
Source: the annotation of a GenBank genome assembly
AUGACUCGAAGUUCACACCUUGUUCGUGCGCACAUAUUGGACUUUGACGACGAUUUCAAACGAACUUUGAGAAGGAAGAGGAAGCAGCCAGAACUCAAUCCCUCUAGUUCUAGUUCCGAACCUGAAUCUGAAGCUGAAACAGACUUAGAAGAGGAACAAGACAUGGCUGUAGACAAUCGAACAAUCAAGGAACUUUCAGCCUCUGGAUUGGACACUGCAGUCCCUCUUUGCAUUCAAUACCCUAGGGCAGUUGCAAGUAAGACCGAUGAGUUUGAAUUGAAGUCGAGUUUGCUACAUCACAUUCCCAAAUACCAUGGGUUGUCCAUGGAAGAUCCAAACAAGCAUUUGAAGGAAUUUGAAGUAGUAUGUUCAAGUAUGACACCCAUUAACGUGGAUGGGAAUAUUUUGAAGAUGAAAGCCUUCCCAUUCUCUCUUAUGGACAAGGCUAAAGAUUGGCUCUAUGAACUAGCACCUGGAACCGUUACUUCUUGGGAAAGUAUGAAGAAAGCAUUCUUAGAGAAAUUCUUCCCAACUUCAAGAGUCAUUCUUUUGAGGAAGAAAAUUAGUGGAAUUCAACAAGGCCUGGGAGAAUCCUUUCCAGGGUACUAUGAGCGUUUUAAGACCGGGAGGUGCUUGGUUGACAAAACACCAGUUGCUGCGAAGAUCUUAAUAGCAAACCGAGCUUUGAAUGCACAACAAUAUGAAGGAGUUGGAGGGAGAGAUCAUACACGGCCAAGUCCAGUUAAUGAGGUUGUUGAAGGAUCCAAAGUGCAAAGUACAGCCACUUGUAGCGUGUGCUCUAUGCAUGGACACCCCACUGAUCAAUGUCCUCAAUUAAUAGAGAAUGGGGGAUGGGAAAGUGCCAAUGCCGUAGGUUAUCAAGGCCAAAAUCAACCUAGGUAUGACCCGUUUUCAAACACCUACAAUCCGGGCUGGAGAGAUCAUCCAAAUUUGAAGUGGAGGGAGCCUCAACAACAACAACAAGGCGGAUAUAGACAGCCACCUCCAGGGCUCUAUCAAAGGCCGUUCGCACCACCACAGCCUCAACCACAAACUGCCCAAUCAAAUUCAGGUUCGCCAUUGGAUAAUGAUCAAAUGCUUAAAGUACUAACUUCUUUGACUCAGGGUUUACAAAAUCAAGCCAAAGAGAUGAGCGAAGUGAAGAAGCAAAUUGGGCAGAUGGCGGAGUUCAUGGGACAGUUUAGAGAAGAAGGCAAACUACCUAGCUCAACCAUUGUCAAUCAAAAAGGAGGUUUUGAAACGGCUAAAGCUAUCAUAUUGAGGAGUGGUAAAGAGAUUAGAACCAAUCCUUGUUGGCUGCGCAAGUCUCACGGCCUGGUGCUCUGGGCCGAGGGGAUGUGCGUCAACACGUGA